AAGCUCCUGCCCCCCCACCCACCCACCCCCCUCCGGCCCGUGACAACGAAGCAUCCGCGGUCCAAAGCAGCGGCGGCGGAGGCGGCGCGGCCGGACUAGCGCGAAAGGGAGCCGACUGUGCUACCCGCUCGCUUCCGGGACUCUAGACUCAUCUCCAGUCUUCCUCGGUGGUUCCGUUACGGCCGUUAUGCAGGCGCGGGCCCCGGGCCGUUCCCGAGCCUGAGGUGCCGGGCGGAUGGUUGGUAGAGUCCCGGUGCUGCCCUGACUGACCCUGGCGCGGCCUGGAAGCCAGUCUCGGUCCAAGCCCGGGACCGAAGAGGCCCUGGUUGCCCGCGAGCCCGCGCUCGGGGCGGAAGCUCCAGACUGCUGAGGAGCGCCCAGCUUCACAGUCCGCUUCCGGAGCGGCGUCCCCGCCAAGCGUCCUCGGCGUCGCCCGACUUGUUUUCUCGGACGUGGACUUGGCACAUCUCGGCUCCCCCCCCGCUGGCUGAGGAGAGAAAGCGGCAGUUUGUCGAGAGGCUUCCUUCCCGCGGGGCUGGGGACCCGGCCAUGGGCCGCGGCGCGGGCCCUCCGCGCGCCCGCCUGCAGCGCUCGGGAGCGGGCCGCUGAGCCGCGCCGCAGCCCGGGAGCCCCGGGCAGGCAUGAGGACCGCCAGGGGGGGACGUCUGCGGCCCGCGUCGGCUCUCGGGACAACGGUGUGCGCCGCGGUCUGGUCCAGCCUCCCGCGUUAGCCUUCAAACCAUGCAGUGACAUCUGCUAAGACUUGUUGGUAGCCAUGUCGGAGCCCCACAGGGUCCAGUUCACCUCUCUCCCAGGUUCUUUGAAUCCUGCAUUUUUGAAGAAAUCCAGGAAAGAGGAGGUUGGAGGAACAGAACAGCAUCAAGACUGUGAGCCAGCUGCAGCAGCUGUUCGGAUUACACUCACUCUCUUUGAACCAGAUCACAAACGCUGUCCAGAGUUCUUCUACCCAGAGCUGGUGAAGAACAUCCGAGGGAAGGUGAAAGGCCUUCAUCCUGGAGACAAGAAAAAAGAUGUCUUGGAUCCUUUCAAUGAUGAAGAAAAAGAAAGGCAUAAGGUGGAGGCCCUUGCACGGAAAUUUGAAGAAAAAUAUGGUGGAAAGAAACGUAGGAAAGACCGAAUACAGGAUUUGAUUGACAUGGGAUAUGGCUAUGAUGAAUCUGAUUCUUUCAUUGAUAACUCUGAGGCGUAUGAUGAACUUGUUCCUGCUUCUUUGACUACAAAGUAUGGAGGAUUUUACAUCAACUCAGGAACGUUGCAGUUUAGACAAGCUUCAGAAUCUGAGGAUGACUUCAUUAAAGAAAAGAAGAAAAAAUCUCCAAAGAAGCGGAAGUUGAAGGAAGGUGGUGAAAAGAUAAAAAAGAAGAAGAAAGAUGACACUUACGACAAGGAGAAGAAAUCGAAAAAGUCCAAGUUUUCCAAAGCCGGCUUCACAGCCCUCAAUGCCAGUAAGGAGAAAAAGAAGAAGAAGUACUCUGGGUCAUUAAGUGUUAGAGAAAUGCUCAAGAAAUUUCAGAAGGAGAAAGAGGCUCAGAAAAAGAGGGAGGAGGAACAUAAGCCUGUAGCUGCAUCAUCAAUAGAAGCUCAGGGCCUAAGGGAACUGGAGGGCACUUCUGACCCAUUGCUCUCACUCUUUGGCUCUACUUCUGAUAAUGACUUGCUUCAAGCUGCCACUGCCAUGGACUCCCUGACGGAUUUGGACUUGGAGCAGCUGCUCAGUGAGUCUCCAGAAGGAAGCCCUUUCCGAGAUAUGGAUGAUGGAAGUGAUUCCCUUGGGGUGGGAUUGGAUCAGGAAUUCAGGCAGCCCUCUUCCUUCCCCGAAGGCCUGCCAACACCCCUGGAGAAGCGUGUUAAGGAGCUGGCUCAGGCUGCCAGAGCUGCUGAGGGAGAGAGCAAACAGAAGUUCUUCACUCAAGAUAUUAAUGGCAUCCUGCUAGACAUAGAGGUGCAAACCCGGGAGCUGACUAGCCAAAUCCGUUCUGGGGUAUUUGCUUAUCUGGCUUCAUUCCUGCCCUGCAGCAAGGACACUCUGGUCAAGCAUGCUCGAAAACUUCACCUCUACGAACAGGGUGGGCGCCUGAAAGAACCACUUCAGAAGCUCAAGGAUGCCAUUGGUAGGGCUAUGCCUGAGCAGGUGGCCAAGUACCAGGAUGAAUGCCAAGCACACACACAAGCAAAGGUUGCUAAGAUGCUGGAGGAAGAGAAAGACAAGGAACAGAGAGAACGGAUUUGUUCUGAUGAAGAAGAAGAUGAAGAAAAGGGGGGCCGGAGAAUAAUGGGACCCCGGAAGAAAUUCCAGUGGAAUGAUGAAAUCAGGGAGCUUCUGUGCCAGGUGGUAAAGAUCAAGCUGGAGAGCCGGGAUCUGGAGAGGAACAGCAAGGCCCAGGCCUGGGAGGACUGUGUGAAGGCUUUUCUGGAUGCUGAGGUCAAGCCUCUCUGGCCCAAAGGCUGGAUGCAGGCCAGGACUCUAUUUAAGGAGAGCCGACGAGGCCAUGGGCACCUGACAUCACUUCUGGCCAAGAAAAAAGUAAUAGCUCCCUCAAAAAUCAAGAUAAAGGAAUCAUCUGUUAAGCUUGACAAAAAAGUUUCUAUCCCAUCAGGACAGCAUGGUGGUCCCACUACUUUGCUCUCAGAACAUCAGAGUGGAGGCCUGAACACUGGGGUAAACAGCAGGGAGCAUCCAUCCCAGGCAACUUGUAGCCUCACUGACCCUGUUCCUGUCAGCCUGGAGGACUCACUGGAUGAAGACUUGGUCCAGAAUCCAGCCUCCUCUGUGGAUGCUGUGUCUAAGGAGCUGGUUGUAUUGAACAGCAGAGCAGCCAACAGUUCUGAAUUCACACUGCCUGCACCCUCCAAAGCACCAACAGAAAAAGUUGCUGGUGUUUUGUGUACAGAAGAGAAACGGAACUUUGCAAAGCCCAGCUCUUCUGCACCAACCCCCACAAAUGCUCUGCAGUCACCUCUCAAUUUUCUGGCUGAACAGGCUCUAGCACUAGGGCAGUCCUCUCAGGAGAAAAAGCCAGAGGGUUCUGGCUACAAAGAGCUAUCCUGUCAGGCUCCCCUUAGCAAGGGUAUGCCUGAAUUGCACCAGUCCAAAGCAAAGCACCACAGUUUGCCACGGACGUCUCAUGGACCCCAGGCAGCAGCUCCCAUGCCUGGUCCCCAAGUCAAAGUCUUUCAUGCAGGCACUCAACAGCAGAAAAGCUUCACACCCCCAUCCCCAUUUGUCAACAAGCUGCAAGGCCCAAAGGCCACCUCUCCACAGUGUCAUCGUUCCCUCCUGCAGCUGGUAAAGACAGCAGCCAAAGGCCAGGCCUUCCAUACCACUAUGCCAGCCUCCUCCGGAAGUUCACCAGCCUCCAGCAGCAGCUCCCAUAAGUCGACAGCCUCAAACUCUACCACCAUCAGCCAUCCAGCAAAGCUGCAUCCAGCCAGCUCUGUGGGGCCCUCUUAUAAGAAUAACCCCUUUGCUGGCUCAGUCUCUAAACAUGGGGCUUCUUCUAGCAGCCCAUCGCCCGGAGGAGGAGCCCAAGUGCAGAGCUCUGUUUCUGGGACCUUGCUCCCUGGUGUGCAGCCUCCCUCAGCAGGACAGCCUGCUAGCCGAGCUGCCCCAAGUUCUACUGCGAAAAAAACACCUGUUACUCAGAAGCUGACCCUUGUGGCUCCGCCUGGAGGUCCAAAUGGAGAUUCUGGUGGUGGGACCCAGGGAGUGGCAAAAUUACUGACUUCCUCCCUGAAGCCUGCUACAGUUAGUAGUGUGACAUCGUCUACCUCCUUGCCAAAAGGGACUGGCGGGGCAGUGCUGCUGUCCAACUCCUCUUCCUUAAGCCUGCUGUCUUCAUCCUAUAAGUCCAACAACCCCAAGCUUCCGGGGGCUAUGAACUCAAACUCAUUGGGAAUCCUAACCCCAUUUCCACUUCAUGUACUCUCCUUCAGUGCAGACUCCUCUGCCAAAGCAGGAGUCUCUAAGGAUGCCAUUGUCACAGGUCCAGCCCCUGGCACCUUCCACCAUGGCCUCAGCCACAAUACUUCACAGCUUCAUGGGAAAGGGCCUGUUGUACCAAGGAAAUUGUGACCACUUUGGAGGAUGGAACUGAAUGACAUAGGUCUAGGAGGAAGCCCAACAUGUAUGUCUCUGAUAACAGACAUUGCUGUGCUCUUCUUGCCCACUGCUUUUCUUCUGGAGCAGACGUGAGUUUGAAAUGGAGCACUUCUUAGCACUUCAGAUGGGCCUCUAACCAAGGGCAGCUUCUGCUGCUCACAAAGCGCUUACUGACCUGGUGCUCUAGGCCUCAUGGCUUUGUCGCUGGACGACACGAAGGGGCAGCUCUGUGCUGAGAAGUGUGCCUAGACUGUGUUGGGAAGCAUAGUGUACACGAGUACCUGUGGCACAUCUGUUGGCUACUGGGUUCUAGAUCUGCCUAACUCCUGGCAUUUGGUGUAUCUCAGAGCUUCCUACUGGUCAGGGACUCCUUCUGGCCACAGUAGAAUCCCUGGAUGGUUGUGAUUCUGUCCCAUCCUCAGGCUAUGUGCUCAAGAGGACAAGACCCAGGCCAGAGCCACAUGUGGGAGACCUUGCAAAAUACUAAGAACACAUAAUGUGUGCUCCUUGUAGGGGCCAGUUUCUCCUCAGAACAUGACAAUGAAGCUCUUAUAGAGAAAAAGACCUUUAUAGAGUCAACAAUCGUAGGAUUUUUAAAGACACCUAUCCUGGGCUGUUUUCGUCAUUACCAUUGAAUGCAUUGGAUAGAAUGGGACUGCUCUUCACACAUCACAUUAUAGGAAGACUUAAUUCCAGUGCCUUUUUGGUGGAGCAGACUUUGACAACUCACACCUAUCCAUUCAGCCCACUGAAUGGAUCUGAGAUGAAGAUCUUUUUUUAAAGCUAGUCUGUAUUUAAGACAGUUUUAUUUAAUUGGGUUUUUAAUGACCGCACACUAUAACCUGUGCCGUCUUGACUUGAAAGUCAUCUGAGCCCCCAAAUCCCAGGUUCCCAUGGAGCUACAGCUCUGUUUUGUUUUUGUAGAGUUGAUGCAGGUGGACUACAGAGGAGUCCCUCGGCCCUCAGUGUCCGAGAGCCCAGGGGUUCCAAGCCACAGGUAGACAUUCCACUUUGUCUUACUCUUAGAAGUCUCUCUGGCAGAGCCGCAGAACAGGCCCCUGAACCAUCUGCCACAGAGAACAGGUCUGGGGUGCUGGUGCUCUCUGGACAGUGAGCUUCUGUGUGGACUUAAGAGGGAUGUCCAGAGGGUCUGAAGAGUAGACAGAGGACAAAGAUCGAUGAUACAGAGCUUCCAUCUUCAGGCCGUCACAGUUACCCAGUGGCUAGUUCAUAUGGACUUGGAGCACUCUUGCCUGUCCUGUAAAUCUACCUUGCAGUGGGUCUGGCUGACUGCCCAGCCAGAAAACAUUUAGGGAGGUGAUCAGCACUCUCAGUACGCACUGUAGGAUGGGUCAAGUGUGCUUUUGGUUCCUGCCUCAAGGGUAUGGAGCUCAGUAGCUCUCUAUUCCUGUGGAGGUGGCCACCUUUCCACUUUAAGACCUUUGUCAGCUUUUUGGUCUGGCCUCUGCUCUGACUCCUUUUGUAUGGAAGAACCAAUUGUUUUCACAUUGGCCAUGUGGAUUCCUUAUCCUUUUAUUACAUAUAUUUUUUGCAACUUGGAUUUCCAGUUUGUUUACAGAAUAGUCUUAGGUAGUAGCAAAAAGAGCCAAAGAAGAGAUUUGUAUAGCUGAGCUCUAAGCCGAGCUGAGGCCGCCAGCAAAGCUAAGCAGUGGGAACUCUCCAGGCUCCUCUGCCCGUUAAACAACGGGCCCAAGCACCCCACCCCUUUGGUGCUCCCUCCUCCCCAUGUGCCACUGCUUGUGCAGCUAGAGCAGGAUGCCCUCAUCUUUAGGAAUCUAGCGAUGCCUCUUGCCUCAGGGAAAUGUUUCUUUGAUGGGGAGUUUAUGAGAUUUCUUUUCCUUGUUUAUGCUUUAUUUGUGGUAAUGAACGAGUGAAUGACUUAAACAGCUAUGGCCAGGGAGACCUGCGGCCCGGCUUCAGCAGAGGGUGGAGGUAGACCAAGCUCAGUGGGAUGCAAGGGUUUCUUUGGUGGGUGCAAGGUUCUGAGACUUAACCAGGCGUGGCAGUUUCUUAGGUGUGAGAGGGGCUUUUGUGCUGCAACUAUGUUGGUGUUGGGGGGUGGUGUGGAAAUUGUUAAUCUUGUAUAAAGCAACUCAAUAAAUUGUUUUGAGGUUUCCAAAA
Messenger RNA from Arvicanthis niloticus (Nile rat), 6262 nucleotides. It is a transcript of the gene Ubn1, whose product is annotated as ubinuclein 1. Gene Ontology annotation, cellular component: nucleus. The record is from RefSeq and is a predicted model, not a curated record. NCBI's taxonomy places the organism in Eukaryota, Metazoa, Chordata, Mammalia, Rodentia, Muridae. Gene Ontology annotation, biological process: chromatin organization.